Molecule: messenger RNA, 5392 nt
Organism: Tupaia belangeri chinensis (Chinese tree shrew)
Lineage: Eukaryota; Metazoa; Chordata; Mammalia; Scandentia; Tupaiidae
Gene: COL15A1
Product: collagen type XV alpha 1 chain
Exons: 41
Coding region: 110-4195 (1361 amino acids)
Biological process (GO): extracellular matrix organization
Molecular function (GO): extracellular matrix structural constituent conferring tensile strength
Source: RefSeq, a predicted model, not a curated record
GGCAGGACGACGCGGCGGCCAGCGCUCAGCGAGCGCCCCGGUCCUCUCCGGAGCCCAACCACUCUGCCCCACUCGCCGCGCGCCUCCGGGCGCCCCGCAGACCCGCCAGAUGGCGCCAAGGAGGAACGGGCAGAGCCGGCGCCUGCUGCCGCUGCUCUUGGUCUCCGCGCUUCUCCCCGCUGUCACCCAGACCCGCGUCCCUACAGAGUCGGUCUCCCAGGGCCAUCUGGACCUCACAGAGCUCAUCGGUGUCCCGCUGCCCUCGUCCGUGUCCUUUGUCACAGGCUAUGGUGGCUUCCCAGCCUACAGCUUCGGGCCUGGUGCCAAUGUGGGCCGCCCGGCCAGGACUCUCAUCCCCUCCACCUUCUUCAGGGACUUCGCCAUCAGUGUCACAGUGAAGCCUGCCAGCACCCAGGGGGGCGUGCUCUUUGCUAUUACUGAUGCCUUCCAGAAGAUCAUCUACCUGGGCCUGCGGCUCUCGGGUGUGGAGGACGGCCACCAGCGAGUCAUCCUCUACUACACAGAGCCCGGCUCCCAGGUGUCCCACGAGGCUGCCGCCUUCUCCUUGCCCGUAAUGACCCACAGGUGGAACCGCUUUGCCGUGAUCGUCCAGGGUGAAGACGUGACCCUCUUCAUGGACUGCGAGGAGCACAGCCACAUCCUCUUCCAGCGGUCCCCCCAGGCCCUGGCUUUUGAGCCCAGUGCAGGAAUCUUCGUGGGCAAUGCUGGAGCCACGGGGCUGGAGAGAUUCAUUGGCUCCAUCCAGCAGCUCACCAUCCACCCAGACCCCAGGACUCCUGAGGAGCUGUGUGAGGCUGAAGAGUCCUCGGCUUCAGGAGAGACCAGCGGGCUGCAGGAGCCAGACGAAGUAGCUGAGAUCCUCGAAGCCAUCACCUACACUCAGGCCCCGUCUAAAGAAGCAGAAGUUGCACCUAUAAGCACACCCCCAGCUCCAUCCUUGCUCUCUGGGGACACAGAGCUUUCUGGUGAACCUGUACCUGAGGGAACCCCAGAGACCACCAACUUAAGCAUCGCCCAGCUCAACAGCCCUGAACAAGGUUCUGGAGAGAUCCUGAAUGACACACUGGACGGGGUGCAUACUGUGGAUGGCGACUCAGUUACUGACGUUGGCUCAGGGUCCGGGGCCCUCCUUAAUGUCACUGAAGACAAGGAGUUAGCAGCAUCAGCAGCAGGGGAGGCCGAGGUGCCCGUCAGCACCACUGAGGAAGCGGAGGCCAACAGUGUGCCCGCCAGGGGACCGACUCUGUCUCUGUCCACCCAGAGCCCUGAGGAAGCGACCACCAUGGGUCCCGAUAACGAAGAAGGUUUAGCAAUAACAGCAGCAGGGGAAGCCGAGGUGCCCGUCACCCCUGCUGAGGAAGAAGAGGCUGGCAGUGGAUUCACGGAGGGGCCAGCCCUCGCCUUGUUCACCCAGAACCCCGAAGAAGAAUCCACUCUAGAUCCGAAUGGUGAAGAAAGUUUAGCAACAUCUGCAGCUCCAUCAGAUGUGUCCCUCAGCAACUUGCAGGAGGAAGAGAGCAGCGGGGUCCCCACAGAUGGCCUGGCUUUCCUCACACCCACAGGGGCCCCUGUGCAAGAAGUCACUUCUGUAUCUGGUGAUGAAGAGUUGACAGCAGCCACAACAGAGGGGCUCCUGACCUCAGGUGGGGGUGAAGAGCCCAGCAGUGCCCCCCCAGAGGGCCCACCGCUUCCCAUACCCACGGCAGCACCCGAGAGAGUGGUCACUCUGGCUCAAAGUGUACACAUGGGGAUGAAAGGACAGGCUGGGCCCAAAGGAGAAAAGGAGACUGAGGGCUCUGGCCUGGGCUGGGGCUCGGACAUUGGCUCUGGCUCUGGUGACCUGGUGGGCAGUGAGGACCUGUUGAGAGGUCCCCCAGGUCCUCCAGGUCCACCUGGCUCCCCUGGGAUUCCAGGAAAACCAGGAACUGAUGUUGUCAUGGGACCCCCUGGGUCUCCUGGAGAGGAUGGAGCUACUGGUGAACCCGGGCCCCCGGGCCCUGAGGGACAGCCUGGAGCUGAUGGAGCCUCUGGCCUUCCUGGGAUGAAAGGGGAGAAGGGAGCAAGAGGACCCAAUGGCUCAGUUGGUGAAAAGGGUGACCCUGGCAACAGAGGCUUACCAGGACCACCAGGGAAAAACGGACAAGUGGGCACUCCUGGAGUCAUGGGACCUCCAGGGCCUCCCGGACCUCCUGGACCUCCAGGCCCUGGCUGUACAGAGGGGCUUGAAUUUGAGGAUAACGAAGGCUCCGGAGGUAUCAGGCUGUUGCAUGAACCCAGAAUCUCCGGACCGACAGCUGCAAGUGGUCCCAAAGGAGAAAAAGGAGACCAGGGGGCCAAGGGUGAUAGGGGGAUGGACGGAGAAAGCAUUGUGGGACCUCCUGGGCCCCGAGGACCACCUGGGCGCAUUGAGGUCUUGUCUAGUUCUUUGAUCAACGUCACCCAGGGAUUCAUGAAUUUCUCGGACAUCCCUGAGCUCGUGGGUCCUCCGGGGCCGGAUGGUAUACCUGGGCUGCCAGGGUUUCCAGGCCCUAGAGGACCAAAAGGUGACACUGGUGUGCCUGGAUUUCCGGGACUGAAAGGAGAACAGGGUGAGAAGGGAGAGCCGGGCGCCAUCCUGACAGGGGACGUCCCUCUGGAAGGACUGAAGGGAGAAAAGGGUGAACCCGGAAUGCAUGGAGCCCCAGGACCCAUGGGGCCCAAAGGACCACCGGGUCAUAAAGGAGAAUUCGGCCUCCCUGGACGACCUGGUCGCCCUGGACUGAAUGGCCUCAAGGGCGCCAAAGGAGAUCGAGGGAUCAUGAUGCCGGGCCCACCCGGCUUGCCUGGUCCUCCAGGUCCCCCCGGCCCACCUGGAGCUGUGGUUAACAUCAAAGGAGCUGUUUUCCCAAUACCUGUCCGGCCACAUUGCAAAAUGCCGGUUGGCACAACCACUCAUCCCGGCAAUCCAGAACUCAUCACUUUUCAUGGUGUUAAAGGAGAGAAAGGAUCCUGGGGUCUUCCCGGCUCAAAAGGAGAAAAAGGCGACCAGGGGGCACAGGGACCACCAGGCCCCCCAGUUGACCCAAUUUACCUGAGACAUUUUCUGAACAGUUUGAAGGGGGAGAAUGGAGACAGAGGGUUCAAAGGAGAGAAAGGAGAAACUAACGGCAACUUCUUUAUGUCGGGGCCUCCAGGCUUACCUGGAAAUCCAGGCGUGGUGGGCCAGAAAGGGGAGACUAUCAUUGGGCCCCAAGGACCCCCUGGUAUUCCUGGCCUACCUGGCCCACCUGGCUUUGGAAGACCUGGUGCCCCUGGACCACCAGGACCCCCAGGGCCACCAGGACCUCCAGCUAUCCUGGGAGCAGCUGUGGCUCUUCCAGGCCCACCUGGCCCACCAGGACAACCAGGGCUUCCUGGAUCUCGAAACUUGGUGACAGCGUUCAGCGACAUGGGUGACAUGCUGCAGAAAGCACAUUUGGUUAUAGAAGGAACAUUCAUCUACCUGCGGGACAGCGCUGAGUUUUUUCUUCGCGUCAGAGAUGGCUGGAAAAAAUUACAGCUGGGCGAGCUGAUUCCCAUUCCUGCCGACAGCCCACCACCCCCAGCACUUGCCAGCAACCCAUAUCAGCCUCUGCCUCCACUGAACCCUAUUUCAAGUGCCAAUUACGAGAAGCCUGCCCUGCACUUGGUGGCUCUGAAUGCACCAUUUUCUGGGGACAUCCGAGCUGAUUUCCAGUGCUUCCAGCAGGCCAGGGCUGCAGGACUGCUGUCUACCUACCGAGCGUUUUUGUCUUCCCAUUUACAAGACCUCUCUACAAUUGUGAGGAAAGCAGAGAGAUACACCCUCCCGAUAGUGAACCUCAGGGGCCAAGUGCUUUUUAAUAACUGGGACGCGAUUUUUUCUGGCCACGGAGGUCAGUUCAAUACGCAUGUUCCAAUAUACUCCUUUGAUGGUCGAGACGUAAUGACGGAUCCCUCCUGGCCCCAGAAGGUCGUCUGGCACGGCUCCAGCACCCAUGGCGUCCGUCUCGUGGAUAAGUACUGUGAAGCGUGGCGAACUGCGGACAUGGCAGUCACGGGAUUUGCUUCCCCACUGAGCACAGGGAAGAUUCUGGACCAGAAAGCAUACAGCUGUGCUAAUAGGCUAAUUGUUCUGUGUAUCGAAAACAGUUUCAUGACAGACGCUAGGAAGUAAUGACCUUCCGAUGAUUCGAAAGAGUUUCCCGAUUUUUCUUAUGUGAAGAGUUGACACUGAAAUCUAAAAUGUUUAAAUGUUGUAAAUAUUACAUUUUUUAAAAAAAUUACACACUAGUCACAUCAGCAACCAAAGAAACAUACCUCAAUACACUCAAAACUGAAGACAGAAAGGACUUGGAUCAAAGACAAAAUCUGAUCCAGAUACUGGUGCUAGAUCCCGCAAGAGACCCCACGCAGUGUGAACACGUCCCAGCAUAGGGCAAGUGGAAAAUAAAGUGGGCGUGUUGCCCGCUGUGGCCCUCAGAAGGCAAUUUCUCCCUUUUCACCAUGUUGCGGAGUGUAAGAUGUCCUACAUGUUUUCUCACAAAGUCGGUGUUCAGAAACAUUACCCCCGUCUAAGUUAUACACAGAUCAGCUUCUUCAUCCUUUCACAUACAUGUGUCAUUAGCAACUGCUGCGCAUCAGAAACAGAACUGCUCAGAUGAUCCUAUUGGUGUUUUCUGUUAUGUUCAGACUUUACUGUUUAUUCCCUAAAAUACUAUGGCCCUCGUGCUUUAGGAGUUUUAUAUUUUUAUGCAAUCAUAUUGUAGUGCAACAUCCGUUUAUAGAACUCUGACUUGCUGGAAAAGUGGAAACUGCAAAUGAUCAGAAACUAGAAAAGCAAUGGCACACAAUUACUAUGUUGCCCUCGAUGUCUCCCUCAUCCCUCCCCCACCACCCCCCGAUGUUAUGACUUCUGUUUGGCAUUUCUUGAUUUAUAAAUGCGACUGGAACAAACAGGUUCCUAGGAGGAAUUUUUGGAGGAACAUAUACCUUCAUGCUGUAUUCUUUUAUUUUUUUUUUCCAUGUAAGUGAACAUAAAAACAUCUUUUCCGGGUGCUUUCUUCUGCUUGACUUUUCCCCUACUUCCUUUAUUUUCCACCACUGAAGUGGAAGGCAACCUGGGGCGGGUUCAUCGGCUUGUCACUGCUGCUUGCCAUCAGGCCAUGACCACAGAACUGAAGGGCUUUCCCAUCAUGCUCAUCUGUUCCUGCCCAUUGUCUCCCACUUGGUUGGGACAGUGAAGGGGGGACAGGAGCCCCAGCAUGGGAUUCUACCACUGUCUCAGUGCAUGACUGAGCAAGUCGCUCUGUCUCUCGAGGUUUGGAUAAGACAAGCAUUAUAUCAGUUCCCAGUUAUUAAACAUCGAACUUAU